AUGACGGAGACCUUUGAAACUCUCAUCAAGCAAGCAGAAAAUUAUACAAGCACUUUAUUCUGCAACACUUAUAGGAACAUGGCUUUAGAGGCUGCUGCCUCAGUUCAGGAGCUCUUCACAGAUGUAGGGCUCUUUGUGUUUGGUUCUGACAUCAGUCCAGAUGAAUUUGUUAACAGAUUCUUUGACACUCUAUUUCCUCUAGUCUACAAUCAUCUCAUUAACCCUGGUGUGACUGAUAUUUCCUUGGAAUACUCAGAAUGCAUUCGAAUGGCAAGGCGGGAUAUUAAUCCCUUUGGAAAUGUUCCCAAAAUUGUAAUGGGACAGAUGGGGAGAUCAUUGUUACCCAGCCGAACUUUUCUGCAAGCUCUUAAUUUAGGCAUUGAAGUCAUCAAUACCACUGAUCAUCUGCAGUUUUCAAAAGAGUGCAGCAAAGCACUCCUGAAGAUGCAAUACUGUCCCCAUUGCCAGGCUCUGACUUUAAGUAAGCCAUGUAUGGGGUACUGCCUUAAUGUUGUAAGAGGCUGUUUGGCUAAUGUGGCAGAAAUUGACCCCCAUUGGCGGGGAUAUAUUCGCUCAUUGGAAGAACUUUCUGAUACUAUACAUGGGACAUAUGACAUUGAACAUGUGCUUCUGAACUUCCACUUACUUGUUAAUGAUGCUGUUAUGCAGGCUCACAUCAAUGGAAAAAAAUUAUCCGAGCAGGUGAACAAGAUCUGUGGUCCCCCUGUCAGAACACCUACACAAACCCCUGGUUGUUCUCUUGAUCAAAGCAAAGAUAAGCAAGGAAUGAAGAUCUCUUCAAGAGAUGGUGAAGAAUCCCUUGCCAGCAGAAGAAAAGAAUUUAUCAACAGCCUGCGUCUAUACAAGACUUUUUAUGGUGGCCUGGCUGAUCAACUUUGUGUUAAUGAAUUAGCUGCUGCUGAUGGACUACCCUGUUGGAAUGGAGGAGAUGUAGUCAAAAGUUAUACUCAUCGUGUGGUUGGAAAUGGAAUAAAAGCCCAAUCUGGAAACCCAGAGGUGAAAGUUAAAGGGACUGAUCCUAUCAUAAACCAAAUUAUCGAUAAACUGAAGCAUGUUAUUCAGUUACUCCGGGGUAGAUCUACUCCAAAACCUGAGAGAUGGGAUCUACUCCAAGUGGGCAGUGGAGCACGCAUAGAUGAUCAAGUCAGUGGAGACUGUGAUGAUGAAGAUGGUUGUGGAGGAUCAGGAAGUGGAGAAGUAAAACGUGUUCUGAAAAUCACAAACUGUAAGUCAUUUAUAUUAAUGCUGUCUUUGAAGAGUCAAUAUGCAAAGUGA
Molecule: messenger RNA, 1296 nt
Organism: Antechinus flavipes (yellow-footed antechinus)
Lineage: Eukaryota; Metazoa; Chordata; Mammalia; Dasyuromorphia; Dasyuridae
Product: glypican-5-like
Exons: 6
Coding region: 1-1296 (431 amino acids)
Biological process (GO): cell migration; regulation of protein localization to membrane; positive regulation of canonical Wnt signaling pathway
Cellular component (GO): plasma membrane; cell surface; extracellular region
Source: RefSeq, a predicted model, not a curated record